This is a messenger RNA of Prosopis cineraria, 2037 nucleotides long. RefSeq names its product L-ascorbate oxidase homolog. The record is from RefSeq and is a predicted model, not a curated record. Lineage: Eukaryota; Viridiplantae; Streptophyta; Magnoliopsida; Fabales; Fabaceae. Gene Ontology annotation, molecular function: oxidoreductase activity; copper ion binding. The coding region runs from base 159 to 1808 and encodes 549 amino acids. The transcript is spliced from 2 exons.
CUCCUCCUUCCACUUUAGAAAAAGGCAAGAGGGUAUAUAGGAGCAAUACAACAAGCAUAUCAUUUUUUAUACCAGAAAAAGUGAUUCGAAUCACAUAUUGAAAAACCCAAAAAAAGAGGGUCAAUUAUUGUUUUGUCCGUAGGUUAUCACGAGCCAAGAUGAUGAUGUUCGUGUUUUUUGUUUUCCUCUUGGCUGGAUCUUUCUCAGUGAUUAAUGGUGAAGAUCCUUACGUGUUCUAUACUUGGGAAGUCACCUAUGGUACUCUCUCUCCUCUGGGAGUCCCACAACAAGUUAUUCUCAUCAACGGCAAAUUCCCAGGACCCCUCAUUAAUGGUUCAUCGAAUAACAAUUUCGUUGUCAAUGUCUUCAACAAGCUUGACGAGCCAUUUCUCUUAACCUGGCAAGGUGUUCAACACAGGAAGAAUUCAUGGCAAGAUGGUACACCAGGAGCUCAAUGCCCUAUCCCACCUGGCACAAACUUCACCUAUCAUUUCCAGAUCAAGGACCAGAUCGGAACUUUCUUCUACUUCCCCACCACGGGAUUACACCGUGCCGCCGGCGGGUUUGGCCCAAUUCGCGUGUUCAGUCGUCUGUUGAUUCCUGUCCCUUACCCAGAUCCUGAAGGUGAGUUUGAUUUCCUCAUUGGUGAUUGGCACACAAAGAGCCAUUCAACUCUUAGAAAGUUCUUGGACAGUGGUCGCUCUAUUGGGAGACCAGAUGGAGUUCUGAUCAAUGGCAAAUCAGCGAAAGGUGAUGGCAAGGAUGAACCAUUAUUCACAAUGAAAGCUGGCAAAACAUAUAAAUACAGAGUCUGCAAUGUAGGGAUUAAGAACUCACUCAACUUCAGAGUCCAAAAUCAUCCCAUGAAGCUCGUGGAAAUGGAAGGAUCUCACGUUGUUCAAAACAUGUACGACUCACUUGAUCUCCAUGUAGGUCAAUGCCUUACAGUGCUCGUGACAGCUGAUAAAGAACCUAAAGAUUACUACGUUGUUGCUUCGACUCGAUUCUCCAAGACUCUUGUUGUGGGAAAAGGAAUUAUUCGUUAUGAAAAUGGAAAAGGACCAGCUUCACCAGAUCUACCUGAAGCACCAGUAGGUUGGGCUUGGUCUCUGAACCAGUUUCGAUCUUUCCGAUGGAAUCUAACUGCUAGUGCAGCUAGACCUAACCCUCAAGGUUCAUACAAAUAUGGUCAGAUUCCGAUCAAUCGUACAGUUAAGUUGGUUCAUUCGGUUAGUAGGGGACAAGGGAAGCUUCGCUAUGCAAUCAAUGGUGUGUCUCAUGUUGAGCCUGAAACGCCAAUGAAGCUUGCAGAAUACUACGGAAUUUCUGAUAAGGUGUUCAAAUAUAACAUCAUGCCUGAUCAGCCACCAGCAAAUCUGGAAAAUGUCAUUGAAGCCCCAAAUGUCAUGAACAUCACAUUCCGUGAGUUCGUUGAGAUCAUCAUCGAGAAUCACGAGAAGAGCGUCCAGUCUUAUAACUUGGAUGGCUAUUCCUUCUUCGCGGUCGCGAUUGAGCCUGGGAAGUGGAGUGUAGAGAAGAGGAAGAACUAUAACCUUCUGGAUGCUUUGAGCAGGCACACAGUGCAAGUGUUUCCAAAGUCAUGGGCAGCGAUACUGUUGACAUUCGACAAUGCAGGAAUGUGGAACUUCAGGUCGGAGAUUGCAGAGAACCGCUACUUGGGACAACAGUUCUACAUUAGCAAUUUGUCGGAAAACAAAUCUUUAAGAGAUGAGUACAACCUUCCAGAUUUUGUGUUGAAAUGUGGCAUCGUUAAGGAUAUGCCAGUGCCACCGCCUCAAUACACCUAAUUUUUUUUAUACGUUAAUUGUUUCUUCUUUUCUUUCUUUCUUUCUUUCUUUCUUUCUUUUUCCUUUCUUUUUAUCCUUUUUAGUUAUUAUUGCGAUUAUAUGAGAAACUUUUGAGAUGGAAAUUCAGUAGAGUGUUGUAAUAAUUUAAUAAUUGAUGAGGUUGGAAUAAUUCUGUCUUUGAUCUGUGUGAUCAAACCGUUUCUAUAAAUGUAGCUACACUUUUGUCCUA